Lactuca virosa is the source of this 300-nucleotide messenger RNA. The record is from the annotation of a GenBank genome assembly. Lineage: Eukaryota; Viridiplantae; Streptophyta; Magnoliopsida; Asterales; Asteraceae.
AUGUGGAUAUGGCAUGCAUUCUUUGGCUUAGUUGGCUCCCUCAAUGACAUUAAUGUUCUUAACAUGUCUCCGUUACUUGACGACAUGUAUAAUGGGACUGCACCCGACUCAUCUUUUCAAGUAGCUGAAAUAUCGUAUAGGAACGAGUAUUAUCUUGUGGAUGAGAUCUAUCCGGAGCUUGCUUGUUUUGUGAAGUCAAUGUCUUGUCCAAAUUAUCAUAAAAGGUUGAAGUUUAAGAGAGCUCAAGAGCGGGCGAGAAAGGAUGUUGAACGAGCAUUUAGAGCUUUGAAAAAACGUUGA